Messenger RNA from Eruca vesicaria subsp. sativa (arugula), 342 nucleotides. NCBI's taxonomy places the organism in Eukaryota, Viridiplantae, Streptophyta, Magnoliopsida, Brassicales, Brassicaceae. The record is from the annotation of a GenBank genome assembly.
AUGGAGUACAACUUGCUAAAUCGUGGUUAUCCUACUUACUACGACAUGCCUACGGCAGAUCGCGACCUCUGGUUUCAUCAAUUUGCAAGGAAGGAAAACAGCGAGGUUCCCGUCGAUGAUUCUAAGUUGUUGAGGUCCACCUACACCAAUAAAAAAACUGGUGAGAUCCAGGAUCCAGUUAUCAAGGAGGUACUCCAGCUCGUGGAGAGUCGAAAAGAAGAGAUCCUUUCCACUCAGGCUUCUAUGUGUGAAGACGGAUCUUGCGCUUCUUCCAACACCAUAAUCGUAGAGCAACUCAACAACCUUGUUCUCGAGGUACAUCUUAAUUUUUUUUGGAAUUAA